GGUAAGUAAAAUCGGCGCAUCGAUGCUUCUUGUUGUCUCAAUCUCACUCACGGGGAUUUUUCUUGUGCUGGUGUCGGAAAAAUUCUUUAUUUUCUCAAUUUUUAUAUGGGUUUUGAUUUAUGAAGGACAUUGUACGAGGAUAGUUGGAGAGAUUAUGAUUUGCUUUUGUUAAUGGAGAGACAUAGAUAUAUUGCAGACAAGUUGUUCGACGAUAAGCCGCGGAGGAAGUCUAUGAUCUGCCGAUUUGAUUGGAACCCAGAAUAGGCAAUGGUGUUGUAAAGAACUUCGACUAACGAAGAAUGAGAAUGGUCGAGCUGUCUAUUUGUAAUCGGAGAUUCACUUACGUGCACGACCGUGAGCGAGCUGGGGGAGCCAUUGACACUCACCAUGUAUUCAUCAAUAGAAGCAAAGCAAGUGGUUGUACGGCUUGCCUCUCGUUCAUUUUCUUGGUGGUUCUUGUCACCGGUUCCCUUUAUCUCUUGUUUGGCAAGGACAAUCCCGCAAUCAUUUUUUCAUGGAGUUGCCUUUUAAGUGGAUCUUUUGUUAUCUUCAAGUCUCAGAAGUCUGUAACCAAAGAAUCUGUUAUAAUAAUGCCAGUCUUUGGAGUCCAACUUGAAACUCACUAUUCAAGUGGAAGAUAUGUCUCCAGAUUUAUACCAAUUCACAAGAUAUUGAAGCCUGUGCUUGUUGAAUGUGUCACCCCUGUCACCUGUUAUUGGAGUCUCUCCUUACUUCUGCGUGGAGAGGAACAACUAACAUUGGUGUUUAAGGAACUGCGUCCACCGAUGAAGAUGUUGGUCCCGAUUUGGAAGGCUUUGUGCUCUAUUAUCGACUCAGGCCAAGAUGUAGAUAUUAACUGAAGAACAAGUUCCAUAUAGGUGAAGGGCUUUGCAUCAAACUCUGAAUCACAAUGUUAGCAGCAAAGCAUGGUAGAUCAGACACAAAAUCCAGUGUACUGAAACAGAAGCCUACCAAGCUUGUAGGUGAUUGCUUUGGCUGUCUGCUUUAUGUGAAAGAUGAUGACAAUACCUUCUUCAGGAGCCAUGGCUAUUCUUCUGCUGUGGUAUAGCAUAAGUUGUGAGGUUUUGACAUGAGCUAACCGGGCUCACUGACUUCCACGAGUCAGCUUUUUCUCUACUUUGACUGAAUUGCUUACGGAGUUAUUAUAUAGCUUAUUACAAUGUCUUGGAAACUUUACUAGGACGCAUUAAUUGAGAAAAUGUAUGAUCAUUAGUCCAAGCGUGAGCUCAUCAUGGCUUAUUUCAUGGACCGUUUGUCAUUUA
Molecule: messenger RNA, 1283 nt
Organism: Tarenaya hassleriana
Lineage: Eukaryota; Viridiplantae; Streptophyta; Magnoliopsida; Brassicales; Cleomaceae
Exons: 6
Coding region: 300-860 (186 amino acids)
Biological process (GO): GPI anchor biosynthetic process
Cellular component (GO): glycosylphosphatidylinositol-N-acetylglucosaminyltransferase (GPI-GnT) complex
Source: RefSeq, a predicted model, not a curated record